Messenger RNA from Tripterygium wilfordii, 1025 nucleotides. RefSeq lists its product as uncharacterized. The record is from RefSeq and is a predicted model, not a curated record. The coding region runs from base 70 to 795 and encodes 241 amino acids. NCBI's taxonomy places the organism in Eukaryota, Viridiplantae, Streptophyta, Magnoliopsida, Celastrales, Celastraceae. The transcript has 5 exons.
CAAGCAUAGAUAUUGAUAGAUAUCGAUAAUCUUGAGAAAACAAGAUUAGUAAAAUUCAAUUCAUCAAAUAUGUCUACAAGAGGUUCCUUGGGUUCGUAUAGUUUUCAAAGUUUUGUUGAGCUUUUGAAGUUUUAUAGGUCGUCGUCCAGCUCUAGCACCAGGUCAUAUGUUUCUCCCGGAUAUUGUCAAGGUUUCGCUGCGGCCAAGACCCGUCGUGGUUAUUCAUUUCAUCAUUCUGGGUUGCAAUUGAUCAACUCUGCUAACAAAGAAACAUGGAGAGAACCAGAUACCAAUUUGGUGAGGAAGGACGAGAGUAACAAUAAUGUUGCACCACCACCACCACCUCCUCCUCCUCCUCCAAGAUUUAAUUUUGCUAUUUGGGCGAAAAUGAUCUUCGGCUCUCUAUUAUCGUUCUUGCUACCUUUCUGGAGUCAAAAAUUGCAGAAAAUCCGGCAAAUACAAGGAGAAACUGAGAUGGUAGUUGAAGAGGUAGAAAAAGUAGCAGAGGUAGUAGAAAAGGUCGCGAUUGCGGCAGAGAAGUUAUCAGGAGAUGUGGCAGAGAACCUCCCUGACAGUGCAAGAUUAAAACAAGCUGCUUUGUUUUUAGAACGCAUUUCGGAAAAAACUGCACACGAUGCUCAUGUCACCGAAGAUUUCAUGCACAAGGUCGACGCGGUGGAGCGGGACUUGGAUGCCUUGGAGAAUAUAGUUGAACCUCUCAUCAACAAGUUUGCUGAGAAAGUUUCUGUGCAAAAAGAUGGCAAGUCCUCUGCUGGUAAUUGCAAUUUCAAUUGAUCAAGAAGAGAACUUGGACCGAGAAAGUCACCGUGAAGAAGAAUUUUAUUUAUACAUAAAUCAAUAAAAUCUACAUAUUCAAUUUGUUGUAACAGCCCGCCCUCCAUGAGCCUAGUGAAUAUUGUCCCGCUUUGGCCAAUCCACACUAACUUGCACGGAUUUGUUCUCCUAAGACCUAAGUUAGGACAUUUGAUUUAUUAUAUUAUGCACUUAAUUAUUUCUUUCCAUGG